Messenger RNA from Thunnus maccoyii (southern bluefin tuna), 1652 nucleotides. RefSeq names its product transmembrane and coiled-coil domains protein 1-like. Lineage: Eukaryota; Metazoa; Chordata; Actinopteri; Scombriformes; Scombridae. The coding region runs from base 591 to 1442 and encodes 283 amino acids. The transcript is spliced from 4 exons. Gene Ontology annotation, cellular component: endomembrane system. The record is from RefSeq and is a predicted model, not a curated record.
CAUUUGGUCGGAUACUGAAUUGGUGACACUUAUCUUGGGUGUGCACCUUGAAACUGUGGCGAUUGUAUAGAUCUUCUGUGCUGCCGGAUUGAAGAUGUGUGUGAAACAUCCGGCAUCCAUUUAGAAUUUGAAGCUUCUUUGCAGCAACAUCCAUAUUUGAAGUAUUGUCUACUGCCAUGGCUACAACAUUGUGCUCUAUCAGAAUGUGUUUGUUAUGUUACGUUUUAUCGCUGCUAAGCAACAUCUGGAUCUUUGGGUUGUACAGGAACGUUAGCUUUAGCAUUUAGCAAACAACAACUGAAAAAAACCCCAUAAGCGUUACGGGUCGUGUUGCUGUUUCUGUAACAGUUUAGCUAGCAGGCAACGUAGAAACUGAAUACUGGGCGUUUUUAUAAAACACUGGUGUGAUUAUUUAGAGAAUAAAACCAUUCAAAUUGCUUUUAAUAACAGUAAAUCAAAAUAUCAGCUCAAACUAAAGAGGUUUAUCUACAUCUGUUGCCAUGAUGGACGCCUGGCAAACGAAAUCACUGACAACUUAAUUUCAUUCAAGUCACUCUGUAGCUGGAGCUGUGGUGUCCACACUGAGAGAAAUGGCCUCCCUCAUUCACAACGAUUUUAGCAGAGCUGGUAACAUUUCAGCCCUGAAAGACUCUUUGGAUGAAACCCAAGGAGACGAGGGUGUUGGCCCUGGGGGAAUGAGGACCCUUGAGACAGGACAGUUGCAGUCUAGCCCAAACUAUGCCAGUGAUGACUGUUCCAGUGCUACUUCUGUGUCUGCAUCCAGCUGCACUACUGGAUCCCCUGGAGCCCUCUCUUGCUCCAGGGACAAUGCCCUUGAUUGUGCCCAGGCCUCAGGUGUUUAUGCUGUACUCCAUGAGAUCCAAGAGCUCAAGGACAACCAAGUUCAACUUGAGGAGUCCUUUGAAAACUUAAAAUCCUACUACCAGCAAAACUAUACCGUGAUCAUGGAGACCCUACAAAAGGAACAAAACAGGUGUGAUCUUAUAGAACAGCAGCUCAGUGACUUGACAGAACUACAUCAGAAUGAAAUUGGGAACUUCUAUAAGAAGCUAGCCGACAUGGAGGAGAAUAUUGCUCAUCAGUCCUAUUUUAGAGUGGCAGACAUUGAUGAGGCACUGCAGGCAUGUCAGACACAUCUCUUCAAGCUGGAGCAGGAGCAGCAACAGAAGGUGGUGCAGCCUGAGAGUUUGCAGAAUACCACAGCACGGACUCUUCUUGGAAAACUUAUCAAUGUGCUGCUAGCUGUCUUGGCGGUCCUUUUGCUGGUGGUGUCCACUGUGGCUAACUGUGUUGCUCCCUUUAUGAAAACAUACUGCCGUAUGUUUUCCACACUGCUUUUUGUAGCCCUCUUCUUCCUCUGGUGGCACUGGGAUGCCUCUUCAGAGUAUCUGCAUCAUUUUUUGCUGCACAUGACAUCCUGAAUAGGGAAGCAGUCAAUUAAAUUGUCUCAACUCAGGCAUUACUCUGGAGUCUUUAUCAGGACUCUAGUUGAAAAGUGUUCAGCAUAUGACACCCUCUAUCCUUAGACCAACUCAACUCCAGUGUGACAGUUUGUAUUAAAAGGCUAGUUUAUUUGAAGCUACAACUACUAUGUCCUGACAUUGCAAGCAGAAUAAAGGUAUAAUGCUCUA